AGCGCGACACUCAGCGAGCAGCAGCACGACUGACGGACAUUGAGCUCCAGAGCGCGCUCUCUGGCGAUCCAUCAUGGACGAUGAGUGGGCGAGCAGCAUUCCUGCCAUACCUUCUCUCCAUGGACUCGACCGAGCGAUAGCCGUCAUCCUCGUCAGCGAGAUUGGCGACAAAACUUUCCUACUCGCUGCUAUCCUUGCCAUGCGACAUCCCCGACUGACCAUCUUCUCGGGCGCACUGGGUGCUCUGGCAGUCAUGUCCGUUCUCUCCGCCUUGUUAGGCCACGUCCUACCCACGCUGCUCCCCAAACGCUACACGACCAUUGCCGCCGCGUUACUCUUUCUCGUCUUUGGGGCUAGGAUGUUACAAGAGGGCUUAGGCAUGGAGGGAGGAAACGCUUCGAUCGAGGAAGAGAUGAGGGAGGUCCAGAAGGAGAUCGAGAAUGCCGAGAGAGAGGUGGCGAGCUCGAAGCGACAGCUCACUGGCUCGCGAGGAACAGGCGAGACGAUAGAUCUACAAGAUAUGGAGGAAGGUUCCUCAUUGCGCGAACUAGACGAAGAAGCUCAGGCGAACGGGAUACCCAUCUCCUCGCCUUUGCUCAACGGACACUCGAACGGCUCGACCUCGCGCAGACCGAGUUCUCCCUCGCCACUGGGAGCGAGGCGAUCGAGACAGCCUUCGGUUUCGCUCAAGGGCAUCCUACCCGCUCGGUCGAGAGAGGCAGCAGGCGAUACGUUCAAGGAAGGCGCGAAAAAUUUGCUGUCCAUCUUCUUCAGCCCAAUCCUCGUCCAGAGCUUCGUCCUCACAUUUCUUGCCGAAUGGGGCGACCGAUCUCAGAUAACGACGAUUGCGCUCGGUGCUGCUCAUAACGUUGGCAUUGUGAGCUUAGGGACGAUAAUCGGGCAUUCGAUCUGUACUGCCGUCGCAGUCUUGGGCGGUCGAUGGAUUGCCAACCGCAUCUCCGUCAAGCAUGUAACACUGGGAGGAGCAGGGCUGUUCCUGAUCUUUGGACUGGUCUACACGUACGAAGCAGUCUACUGGUCGCAAGAGCCAAUAGCCUCGCCAGGCCUGAUCAACGACAUUACGCCCGCUAGUCUCGAGGCAUAGCAUACACUUGUACAGAUAGACAAAACAUUUGCACGACCCAGUACGAG
Mixia osmundae IAM 14324 is the source of this 1152-nucleotide messenger RNA. RefSeq lists its product as uncharacterized. Gene Ontology annotation, molecular function: calcium ion transmembrane transporter activity; manganese ion transmembrane transporter activity. Gene Ontology annotation, cellular component: Golgi apparatus; fungal-type vacuole membrane. Gene Ontology annotation, biological process: calcium ion transmembrane transport; manganese ion transmembrane transport; Golgi calcium ion transport. The transcript has 5 exons. Lineage: Eukaryota; Fungi; Basidiomycota; Mixiomycetes; Mixiales; Mixiaceae. Bases 74 to 1105 code for a protein of 343 amino acids. The record is from RefSeq and is a predicted model, not a curated record.